ACCGAUGGUGAACUUCGCUUCAUCAAGGCCAUCUUCGACAACAUGACCCAGAAGCCUGACGCCAACUGGGACGCUGUCGCCGCUACCCUCACUCUCAAGGACGCCAAGUGUGCCAAGGAGCGUUUCCGCCAGAUGUCUGUCCGUCACGGCUGGCGCGAGCAGAACGCCACCGGUGCCAGCCCUCGCAAGGGCAAGGCCGCUUCUGCUGCCGGAGGCGACGCAAAGGUCGCCAAGAAACCUCGCACCCCACGCAAGAAGGUCGUCAAGAAGGAUGACGACGAGGACACUGACGUCAAGUCCGAGGCUGAGGAGGAGGUCAAGAAGGAGGUCAAGUCCGAGGACAAGGAUGCCACCAUGGACGAGAGCGAGGAGUCUUAGGCUUGUACACGUGGGAUAUCUAUGCAGGACUCUGUUCCCUAAUGUGGUUGGGGUGGACGACCUAGUUAUGAACAUCUGGUUCAUCUAAGCAUGGAGGAUCGCGAUCGUAUUCAUCACGCAUAACAUCAGAAGACGAG
Molecule: messenger RNA, 515 nt
Organism: Ilyonectria robusta
Lineage: Eukaryota; Fungi; Ascomycota; Sordariomycetes; Hypocreales; Nectriaceae
Exons: 1
Coding region: 43-378 (111 amino acids)
Source: RefSeq, a predicted model, not a curated record